GCAAUGCUUAUUUAUAUUUACAUAAUAGAACUGAAUGUGCCAUGUCAAAUAUAACAUUAAAACGAAUGUUUGGUCUCCAUACGUUACCAAGAAUUUAAGUAUAAAAGUAUAGUAACCUUCUUUAUCAACGAGAGCCAGUAAGCGUCUUUAUAUAUCGCAUACCGAAAUAUUGUAUAUUUUCGUUUUUCCUGUUUAUCAUAAAAAUCAAAUUAAAUGGAGAAUGAAAUAAAAAUUACUGUAAAAUGGAGUGGUGAAGAAUAUUCUAUUACUGAUAUAGAGGAAAACGAUACAGUUUUAUCAUUAAAAGAAAAAAUUCAAAAAAUGACAGGUGUUAGACCCGAGAGACAAAAACUACUCAAUCUUAAAUUUAAAGGAAAGCCAGCACAAGAUAGUGAUAUUAUAAGUAAAUUAGAUCUGAAACAGGGUUUUAAACUUAUGAUGAUGGGCUCUCGUGAGGAAGAUAUUGCUGAAGUCAGUCAAGCACCUGAAAACAUGCCUGAUGUAAUAAAUGAUUUAGAUAUUGAAGAAGAAGAAGUAGAAAUUGAAAAGGCUGAAAUUUAUCUUGCUAAAAUUCAAAAACGAAUUGAGACAUAUAAAAUUCAAGAAUUAAAUCCAUUGAGAGAAGGAAAGAAAUUACUUGUUUUAGACAUUGAUUAUACUCUUUUUGAUCAUAGAUCUGUGGCUGGAACUGGAAUUGAACUUAUGCGACCGUAUUUACAUGAAUUUUUAACAAGUGCUUAUAAAAAUUAUGACAUAGUUAUAUGGUCUGCAACAAAUAUGAAGUGGAUUAAUGAAAAAAUGAAACUUUUAGGAGUUUCAAAUCAUCCUGAUUAUAAAAUAUCUUUUUAUUUAGAUUCUCUUGCUAUGAUUUCUGUAUAUACACCAAAGUAUGGUGUUGUAGAUGUUAAACCUCUGGGGAUUAUUUGGGGAAAAUAUAAACAGUUUUCUGCUAAAAACACUAUUAUGUUUGAUGAUAUUAGAAGAAAUUUUAUUAUGAAUCCACAGUCAGGACUUCGAAUAAGAGCUUUUAAACAAGCACAUUUAAAUCGACACAAAGAUCGUGAACUACUUAAAUUAUCAAAAUAUUUAGAGUCGAUAGCUUCUUUAGAAGAUUUUCAAAUUCUUAACCAUAGAAAAUGGGAAGAGUACCGAUCUAAAAAAAGCAAAAGUAGUAAACGAACUGAAAGUGAUGAGACACGUACUCAUAAUGCAUAAAUUUAAUAGUGAAGUAACUUAUGAAAAUAAAAUUAUUCUUUUAAU
Messenger RNA from Ceratosolen solmsi marchali, 1260 nucleotides. RefSeq names its product Ubiquitin-like domain-containing C-terminal domain phosphatase 1 (gene Ublcp1). Gene Ontology annotation, biological process: regulation of proteasome assembly; protein dephosphorylation. Gene Ontology annotation, molecular function: protein binding; protein serine/threonine phosphatase activity. The coding region runs from base 214 to 1215 and encodes 333 amino acids. The record is from RefSeq and is a predicted model, not a curated record. The transcript has 2 exons. Gene Ontology annotation, cellular component: nucleus. Lineage: Eukaryota; Metazoa; Arthropoda; Insecta; Hymenoptera; Agaonidae.